This is a messenger RNA of Drosophila erecta, 2527 nucleotides long. Its product is annotated as forkhead box protein biniou. The transcript is spliced from 4 exons. NCBI's taxonomy places the organism in Eukaryota, Metazoa, Arthropoda, Insecta, Diptera, Drosophilidae. Gene Ontology annotation, biological process: animal organ morphogenesis; regulation of transcription by RNA polymerase II. The record is from RefSeq and is a predicted model, not a curated record. Bases 43 to 2349 code for a protein of 768 amino acids. Gene Ontology annotation, molecular function: RNA polymerase II cis-regulatory region sequence-specific DNA binding; DNA-binding transcription factor activity, RNA polymerase II-specific. Gene Ontology annotation, cellular component: nucleus.
AAAAGAAUUCCAGCCGAUGGCAACUCAAGUGAAUCGCAUCGAAUGGGUUCGUGGUUCCAGGAGCGAUCUGCCUUCAGUUUCAGUCGAGUGAGAAUAGCCAAGCGGUGCGGUCUUCCAGUGGUUAUAGAAAUAAAUAGAAAGGGACUCCGCCGGCACAGAAUUGCGCGUAAUUUCGUAUGGAUUUCGUGCAAAUUAUUUCAAAGGAGAAAUAUUUAUAAAAAAUCAAGUAUUUGUAAAAUAUUUUCGAACCGCGUUGUGUUGAAAACGAAGAGCCCAGUGAAAAUGAUCAAGAGUGAAGAGGUCUCAGAUCGCUCGGUUAUGACGAUGGAUCAGCUGGGUGGCUACUACCACGAUCACCGCGCCCACCCCCCCUUCAGCCACCCGCAUGCGCACACACACGCACACACACACGCGCACAACCACACCCACACCCACACACAUGCGGGGCAUCUAUAUAGAGCGGGAAAUCUAUUGACCGGUGGCAAUUACCAGGCCAUGGGUGGCGGAGAAUCCCCCACGGAGUUGAUCGAUGAAAAGCCGAACAUCGGCUACAUGGAGCUGAAGCAUUACAUGGACUCAACGCCCACUGCCACGCCCGUUUCGGCCGCCCAGCACUAUAGCCUAAGUGCCCUGCACAGCAUGGGCACCCCGCCGGCCUCCUCGAGUCCCAUACCCCCGUACGGGGUACUGAUGACCGCCCAUUCGGCCGGAUCCGCGUCCCCGCAAUCGAACUCGAAGACGCCCACGGAUCUGCCGCAGGAUCUGCAGUACGUGAGCUCCAGCACAGCGGGCAAGGGGCAGCCGUUGCAGGUGCAGCUGCAGCCGCUGAACCAUCAGUACGCCUCCACCAUUAAGUACUGCUCCAACAACACCAUACUCAGUGCGAAUGACUACCAAUUGCUGACCAGCCAGGACCAGGUGGAGCAGCAGCAGCCGGCGCAGCAGGUGCAGUCCCAGCAGCUGCAGCACUCACCAGGCGGCGCCUAUCUGCCCCGGAUCUCCACAUCGCCCUCGCAGGUGAUCAGCAAUGCGCACGGCAUGCCCGUGCUCAACUACUCCAGUGCCAGUUCCUCGCCCGCCAAGUCGCUCAACGGAUCGGAGGCCUCGCCACCCAGCCAGAAUCCCCUGGAGAUCAAGGGCUCGGGUUCAGCGGGCGGUGGCACUGGUGCUGCCAGCAGCCAGGAUGCGCCGAGCACUCCGGAUACCACCAAGAAGUCUGGCACGCGGCGGCCCGAGAAACCAGCCCUCAGCUACAUCAAUAUGAUCGGACAUGCGAUCAAGGAGUCGCCCACUGGGAAACUGACGCUCUCCGAGAUCUACGCCUACUUGCAGAAGAGCUACGAAUUCUUUCGAGGACCCUAUGUGGGCUGGAAGAACUCGGUGCGCCACAAUCUCAGCCUGAACGAGUGCUUCAAGAAGCUGCCAAAGGGCAUGGGCGUGGGCAAGCCGGGCAAGGGCAACUACUGGACCAUCGACGAGAACUCGGCGCAUCUCUUCGAGGAUGAGGGCAGCCUGCGGCGCCGGCCGCGCGGCUACCGCUCCAAGAUCAAGGUGAAGCCGUAUGCCGGCCAUGCCAAUGGCUACUACGCCGGCAGCUACGGCGAUGCGGGCAUGGACAACGGCAACUAUUACGCCUCGCCCGCCUUCGCCAGCUACGAUUACAGUGCGGCUGGAGCGAAUGGCGUGUCGCCGGCUGGCGGUCAAGGAUUCGGCGAUCCCUGGAACGCCCAUGCCGCCCACAGUGGCGCCUCGUCGGUGGGCAUGGGCGUGGGCAUGGGUGUGGGCGUGAGCCCGCUGCCCCAGUACACGAACAUAUCCUGCCUGGCAGCCGGUGGCAAUCUGAAUGGCACGGCCACCACGCCCCCGCUGGCCCACUCCACCCUGGGCAUGGCCCCAUCAGCGGCCCCAACCUCCAGUUCGCCCCUGGGAGCGGCGGCGACGCUUCAAAGCGACUAUGCGCCGAACGCGAGUCUCGUGGCCGCGGGCUAUUCCUAUGUAACAAGUGCCGGCAGCCUGGACAACGGCCUCCGCUCGAUUUCGCUGCAACAACUGCCCAGCUUAUCCAGCAUCCAGCACGCCCAGGCUCAGGCCCAGGCCCAGGCGCACCACCAUCACCAUCAGCACCAUUCGAGCCAGUCCAGCCAGCAUCCGGGCCACGGCUCCAUGCACCAGAACCAUGGCACAUCGUCCAUGACGCCGCCGCCAUCGCAGUCCGGUGGCAGCCAUGGGAUCGACCAUUCGCCCAUUGAUCGCAAGCCGGUUUACCUGCCGCCCACCAGCCCGCCCCCCAACUUGGCGGCUCUGAAUGGGGGCGGCGGCUAUUACGAGGGCCUCAAGUACGCCAACUAGCCAUCCCCAACUGGGAUGGCGUGCAUCUUUAUUACCUCAAAGGACACCAUAAUCACGUUUAAUUAGGCUCUAAGUAGUGGCAGAGAACCAGUAGUUGCAUAGUGCAUAGAAGGGAAAUUAUAAAUGAAUAUAUAUAUACAUAAAAAUAGAAAUAAAUGAAAAUUAUUUAUAAAAAGAC